GAGACAUACAUAAAAACAUAUUUCAACAAAUAUUUUUGUAAAAGUUGUUAUUUUUAUUUGUAUUAACAGAUAUUGAUGAAUGUGCAGACGGCAGUUCUGAAUGCAAGGUUUUCUGUGUCAACACUUUGGGUUCUUACAAAUGUGAAUGUAAUGACGGAUAUGAACUUGCCGCAGACGGAGUCACUUGCACAGACAUAAAUGAAUGUUCCUUUGCAAACGGAGGAUGUGACCAUACGUGUGUUAACAUACCUGGUACGUUCUAUUGUGAAUGUAGACAAGGAUUUGAAAGAGAUGCAGAUGAAAGAACUUGCUCAGACAUUGAUGAGUGUGAACAAGGGAUAUCCGGAUGUUCACACACAUGUCAGAAUACAAAUGGAUCAUAUGUUUGUAAGUGUCCUAUUGGAUAUGAAAUACAAAAAGACUUUGAGGACCUGCUCUGAUAUAGACGACUGCAUGAACGUCAUUUGCCAACACGGUGGCACUUGCAAAGAUGGUUUGAAUUCAUACUCCUGUUCAUGUCUGCCAGGAUUCACAGCUGCACACUGCGAGAACGACUUAGAUGAAUGCCUUACCUAUAAUGGGGGAUGUCAAGAAGUAUGUACUAAUACAAUAGGAUCUUACAUUUGCGGAUGCUAUGACGACCGACAUAUACAUGUAGACGGCAAAUCAUGCCCUGGAGGAGGAAAUAGAGAGGGGAAUGUUUUUGAAAGAAAUAGUAUUGGAGGAGGCUUGCUCCCAAAACCAUGUUUUGUCUUGCAACUACCAGGAUGUACAGAUGGUACCAAUAUUACCUUGCAAUUAGCAUCGACGUCAGAGUGGUACAAGGCUUCAAAACAGCCUAAUGUUUAUUAUACCUAUGGUAUUACCUUUGUGAAAGUGAAUGAUUUAUCUUUACCAAUAUCGAUUCGUGGUUUUGACGUAACUUUUUAUAAUGGAAAGUUCGACUUCAAACAUGGUGUUGAAUAUGGCAUAGAAGAUGGCUCUGUAUUUGUGGACAAAGCAACAUCAGCUGACUGCAAACCAUUUAAACUGAUAGAAACAGAUAUAUUCGAUUUUAUUUCUCAUGGGUCGUUCUUCAGAACACUACUUAUUUCAUUAUUUCCAGUACUUCCAGAUUGGAUAUCUUUUGACAAGACAAGCAAUUCCGUUCUAGAGAUUGUAGAUAUGAAAAGUGAUUUAGUAUAUGGUAAAGAUAUACCCGAUAAAGAAUAUUGCAAUGGCGCUCCUGUUAUCAAAACUCAUUUGUACACGGUAUUCACAUUUGGGUCUAACUUUUCUCUCAGAGUUUUAGGUGAAGAAGUAAGAUUUCCUGUGCCUUUAAAGGGUAAUAAAUUCUGUAUGAUUGUUGAUCUUUGUCAUACAAAUGGUGGAAGCUUUUUUUUAAUGAUACCUGCUGAGUCACGAAGUAUUCUAGACAACAUGAAUAUAUUUCAACAACUUAAACAGAAAUUUGGCCUUGAAAUUUUUCCAAGAGGAAUUGGAUUAUCUGUAGUAAAUGGAAUCAAUGUCCAUCACCAUGCAACUGAACUUCAGUUAUGGAAUGGGGAUGCAUCAUUCACUUACCCUGUGUUUCCUCGAAGUGAUGUUUGGAUCGGUGGUGAUUUCAGCAUAAAAGAUAACUUGGUCGAUGAAAGUUGGUUGGACGUGACUUGGAAGGUUGACGGCAGUUCAGAUAUGUAUUUAAAUGUACCAAAUGUAAAAAAUAUUUUAACAAACAUUUUUUAUGAAGAAUGGAACUUAUUUGUUGAUAUCACAAUGACGGCAACAUUGAAAUUGAAACUGUUUGGUGCAAAGUUUGACGUACAUUUUCCGGAAGCUGCAGCCAUCCAAUCCUAUACAUCCAUUGGCGGAAAUAACAGAACUUUGUGCGGGGGAAAAUCAAAUCCUCCAGGAAUUUUCUUCUCAGUUAUUUUGAACGUAAACCCUUUUCAAAAUGUUCCGCUACUGCAGGAUUGGCUUUUAAAAAACACUAAUCGUGUGUAUGCCUUUGUUACAUAUGAGCAUGGAAUAAAUAGUUUUUGGUUUGAUGUCAAGAAUGACAUUCAUAAUUAUGAAAAAAUCGUUGACAGAUUACUUCAUCUUUUGGAAACAUCUCUUGAAGCACUUAAGAUUGUUUUUAAAGAAACUACUAAAGCACUUAUAACAGACAUUAAAAUACUACUUUACACGUUAAAAAAUCUGUUUCAAGACAUUUUAGGAAUGAUCGUGUCUAAUGACUUAGCUGAAGCAAAACGUAUGUUUGAAAACGUAUGGACAACAUUUGUCAGCCUGGAAUCAAAAACCAAAUUGUUCCUUUACGAGACUGAAUUUAUUGUGCAUGAACUUUUCAUAAACCUUAAAUUGCAACUCGAAAGUGAAAUAAAUGCUUUAAAGACUUAUGUAACAAAUACUGUUAACAAAAUAACAAACAGUUUGAUCAAAUCGGCUUCUUCAUUUACAGAAUUCGGAUUGAAAUUUUCAGUGUCCUUGAAAAUCAUGGGGUUGACUUUGGGUGACUUUAAAAUAGAGCUUGUUUAUUCAGAUGGCAGUCUGCUAAAGUGCAGUAGAUUUGAAAGAAUAAGAAAUUUUCUAAAAGACGAAAAGGCACUUAGGUUGAUUGGAAGAUUAACUGUUGCCAAACAAUUUAAUUUCUUUUUGAAGUCAAUGAAUGGGUUUGAAAUUGGUGGAGCAUUCUCGGUGAGCAAUUCAAAGUUUCUUAUUCAACAACAAGUGUAUUCAAAUAUAUUAGGUUUGAGGGCGACAAGCGAUUUGUUCAUAACCAAUAGUCGCGUCUAUCUGCACAUUGAAGGAAAUAUUUGGGACAUUUUUCUUGCUCAUGUUGACAUAUAUGCUUCCUCUGGUAAGAACUGGCAUGCUCUGACUUUUAGAGUUAUAGGAACUUUUGUUGCAAAUGUUCGAAAGCGCCGACAAACACAAAUAGACAGUUCAUCUUUUCAAGGCAGUUAUUUAGAGGCCAUGAAAAAAAGCUAUUAAUUU
This is a messenger RNA of Ruditapes philippinarum (Manila clam), 2976 nucleotides long. RefSeq lists its product as uncharacterized. The transcript is spliced from 9 exons. Lineage: Eukaryota; Metazoa; Mollusca; Bivalvia; Venerida; Veneridae. The coding region runs from base 199 to 2973 and encodes 924 amino acids. The record is from RefSeq and is a predicted model, not a curated record. Gene Ontology annotation, molecular function: calcium ion binding.